CAAUGCAUGAAUCUAUUACAUUAAAUCUAACUGGAAAUUCAACUGUAUUGUCGGUAAAUUAUUUUCCAUCUCUAAACGUUUACGAGGAUUCAGAAAUAGCUUUGUUAUCUUUGCAAACGUGCAAUUCAUUUCCAAAUAUUAUAAAUCCAACUAAUAACCGGCUGAGAAUAAAAUCAAUUCCUCCAGAUAAAAUAGCAAAAAUUCAAUUUUUUGUACCAGUCGAAUGCCGUGACAUAGAAGAUAUUAACAAAUAUAUGGUAGAAGAGUUAUCUCAAGUUAAUAAAGUCUACGGAACAAAGCUGACAUUCAGUGUACGUAUUGAUCCUGUCGAUUUUAGAACGUAUAUAAAAUGUAAUGGAAUACUAAACUUUGAGCAUCCGUAUAGUAUAGCACCUGUUUUUGGGUAUAGAAAGAAAGUUUGUGGACCGUUUCAUGAAGAACAUCGAUCGGAUAAAGCUGCAAAUUUAAACACAAUUAAUUCUAUAAAAGUAAUGUGUAAUAUAGCACAUGGGUCAUUCAACAACCAACUUCAAAACCAUUCGAUAUAUGAGUUUUUCCCAAGUGGGAGAAGAGGAACAAAGGUUGUUCAAUCUCCGGUAAACCUUAUAUAUUACAGAUUAAACAAAACAGAUAUUAAUUCAAUUACUGUUCAGUUAGUUGACCAAAACAAUAAUCCAAUUGACAAUUUUAACGAAACGUUAACAGUUGUUCUGCAUAUUAAACGUCACGGAUCUCAUCAUUAAAUUUAUAUCUUAGAUUUUGUAAUGUAUGAGUCAGUUACUUUAAGUUUAACUGGGAAUGCUACCAUAUUAUCUGUAAAUUAUUUUCCACCUAUAAACCUUUACGAGGACUCAGAAAUAGCUUUGUUAUGUUUACAGUCAUUUAAUUCGUUUCCAAAUAUUAAUGAUAAUAAUAAUAAAUUUUCUAUACAAGUAGCUGAGAAUGAAAACAAUAAUGAUCCUAUGAUAUGUUUUAUUACAUUGGAAGAGGGUUGUUAUGAAAUUGAAGAUAUUAAGCAACGAGUUAAGAAGCAAAUAGAUGACUAUAAUAGUAAAAACUUAACCAAUUUAACAUUCGACAUUACAGUUGAUCCUAACGAUUUCAGAUCGUAUAUAAAAUGUAAUGGGAUACUACACUUUGAGCAUCCGUAUAGUAUAGCACCUGUAUUCGGUUUUGAAAAACGAGUAUAUAAGCCACACAAUGAAAUUCUUCGAUCGGAAAAAGCUGUAAAUUUAAACACAAUUAAUUCUAUAAAAGUAAUGUGUAAUAUAGCUCAAGGAUCAUUCAACAACCAUCUUCAGAGUCAUUCGAUUUAUGAGUUUUUCCCAAGUGAAAGGACAGGGUUGAAAGUAAUUCAGUCACCACCAAAUUUAAUAUAUUACAAAUUGAAUAAAACAAAUAUUGAUUCGAUAACCGUUCAGUUAGUUGAUCAAGAUCAUAAUCCGAUUGAUAAUUUUGG
Messenger RNA from Metopolophium dirhodum (rose-grain aphid), 1459 nucleotides. RefSeq lists its product as uncharacterized. Bases 3 to 743 code for a protein of 246 amino acids. Lineage: Eukaryota; Metazoa; Arthropoda; Insecta; Hemiptera; Aphididae. The record is from RefSeq and is a predicted model, not a curated record. The transcript has a single exon.